This is a messenger RNA of Cryptosporidium ubiquitum, 1668 nucleotides long. RefSeq names its product glutamate-tRNA ligase. The coding region runs from base 1 to 1668 and encodes 555 amino acids. Gene Ontology annotation, cellular component: cytoplasm; methionyl glutamyl tRNA synthetase complex; cytosol. NCBI's taxonomy places the organism in Eukaryota, Apicomplexa, Conoidasida, Eucoccidiorida, Cryptosporidiidae. Gene Ontology annotation, molecular function: ATP binding; glutamate-tRNA ligase activity. The transcript has a single exon. The record is from RefSeq and is a predicted model, not a curated record. Gene Ontology annotation, biological process: glutamyl-tRNA aminoacylation; translation.
AUGUCUACGAAUAAUAAAAAUAAACCAGAUAAUAAAUCAAAGACGGGGCAAUAUGAAGGUAAACUUCCAAAUGCCAUUCAAGGACAAGUUGUAACGAGAUUCCCUCCAGAACCUUCAGGAUACUUGCACAUUGGCCAUGCAAAAGCUGCUCUGUUAAAUUAUUAUUAUGCAAAUAAAUAUGAAGGUAAAUUACUGUUGAGAUUUGAUGAUACCAAUCCAGUUUUGGAAAACGAGGAAUUCCAAGAAAGCAUUGAAGCUGAUUUAAAAUUACUUGGAAUUACACCCUUUAAUGUUUCGUUCACUUCAGACCACUUCGACACUAUUAUGAAUUAUUGUGAAGAAAUGUUUAAAUUAGGUAAAGCAUAUGUUGAUGAUACAUGUGUUGAAAUUAUGAGAGAAGAAAGAGGUAAAGGUAUUGAGAGCAAAAAUCGCAAUAAUUCAGUAGAUGAGAAUCUUAGACUUUGGAAAGAAAUGAUAGACGGAACAGAACAUGGACUUAAAUGUUGUGUUAGAGCAAAAAUUGAUAUGCAAUGUAAGAACAAAUGUAUGAGAGAUCCAGUUCUAUACAGAUGUGUGCUUACUCCACAUCACAGAACAGGAACAAAAUACAAAGUCUAUCCAACAUAUGAUUUUGCAUGCCCAAUUGUAGACAGUAUUGAAGGAGUAACACAUGCUCUGAGAACUAAUGAAUACUCUGAUCGAAUUGAACAAUAUAAUUGGGUCAUUAAUGCUUUAGGAUUAAGACCAGUCGAAAUUUAUGAAUUUUCCAGACUUAAUUUUGUCAAUACAGUCCUUUCAAAAAGAAAACUGACUUGGAUUGUUAAUAAUGGAUUGGUAGAAGGAUGGGAUGACCCAAGAUUCCCCACCGUUAGAGGAAUUAUAAGAAGAGGACUUUCUCCUAGUGCUUUAUUACAGUUUGUUACAGAACAAGGGCCAUCUAAAAAUUCCAAUCUUAUGGAAUGGGAUAAACUCUGGACUAUUAAUAAACAACUUAUGGAUCCAAUUGUUCCAAGAUUCUUUGCAGUUGGGCAAAAUGCAGUAGUUUUAAAUCUUAGUGAAGCACCAGAAGAACCAUUAAUUAAUCAACGUGACCUACACCAAAAAAAUCCUGACCUUGGUAAAGGCCAAAUAGUUAUGUAUAAAUCAAUAUUGAUUGACAGGGAUGAUGCCACUCAAAUUGCAUCUGGGGAAGAAAUUACACUUAUGAAAUGGGGGAAUGCAAUAGUAGAGGAUAUCUCGCAAAUAGAUAAACAACCUAUCGGCAUUUUUGAAGGCAAGCUUAAUCUUGAAGGUGACUUUAGAUCUACUAAGAAAAAGAUCCACUGGCUUGCAAACCUACCUUCAGUAUUAACUAAAUGCAUUAUUAGAGAGUAUGACCAUUUAAUUAAUAAAAGAAAGCCAGAUGAUGGUGAUGAAAUACAGGAUCUUGUUAAUACCGACUCUCUUUUCGAAACGCCUGCAUUUUGUGAUCCACUGAUUAAAGAUCUUAAAGCUGGAAAUAGACUUCAACUUGAAAGAAGAGGUUACUUUAUUGUAGAUAAACCAUUCUGCAAUGAUAAACCAGAUGAGCCUAUUAUACUUAUUAAGAUUCCAGAUGGAAAAUCAAAGGCUUCUUCAACGAUCUCAUCCAAAGUUGAUGCUCAAAAAUUGGCAAAAGGAAAGAAUUAG